CUUCGAUUGAGCAGCAGCAUGGUGUUUGGGCCACCGCCAACCGCGCUCAGCCGACGGGUGGUCGUGACCGGCCUUGGCGCCGUCACGCCGUUGGGUGUCGGCAUCGAAGCGACGUGGAAGCGGCUUAUUGAUGGGGAGUGCGGAAUCUCUGCGAUCACGUCCUUUGACACGACCGGAUUGGAAUGCAAAAUCGGAGGACAGGUGCCCGACACUUUCCAUGCGGUCGACCACAUCAACCCGCGCGAAGCGCGGAGCCAAGACGUGCGGUUCAUCUCGUUUGCUAUCGCUGCUGCAAACGAAGCCCUUCGGGACGCGAAUUGGACACCCAAAACGGAGCAAGACAAGGUGCGCGCAGGUGUCGCGAUCGGCGCCGGCAUUGGCAACCUCCAGGAGAUUGCUGACACAGGGAUGCUCAUCCAACAACAAAAGUUCCGCCGCGUGUCGCCGUUCUUCGUGCCCCGCAUCCUGAUCAACUUGGCAGCUGGACACGUGAGCAUGAUGCAUGAGCUCAAGGGUCCAAACCACGCAUGCACCACAGCGUGCGCUACCGGGAGCCACAGUAUUGGCGACGCCUAUCGCUUCAUUCGAAACGGAGAUGCCGACGUGAUGGUGGCGGGCGGGACCGAAGCCAGCUUGACUCCGUUGUCCAUUUGCGGCUUCCUUCGCGCGAAAGCGCUGGCGACCAAGUUCAACGAGUCGCCGCACCAAGCAUCGCGGCCAUUCGACGAGCACCGAGACGGGUUUGUCAUGGGCGAAGGCGCCGGCAUGUGCGUGUUGGAGGAGUACGACCACGCAAAAGCGCGGGGCGCGCGCAUUUACGGCGAAAUCCGAGGCUACGGGCUCAGCGGCGACGCGCAUCACUUGACCGCACCUCGCGAAAACGGCGAUGGAGCGUAUCGUGCGAUGGAGUCGGCCCUGCGGCAAUCGGGGCUCGAGCCAUCGGACAUUGACUACAUCAAUGCACACGCAACGUCGACGCCGCUCGGGGACGCGGCCGAAAACCGAGCAAUCAAGCGCUUGUUCGGUACACAUCCGUUCUCUUCAUGGGCCGUCGAUCCAACUUGACACGCACAGGCGCGCACGCGUACAACCUCCGCGUGUCGUCUACCAAGGUACGGGUCGACGUGCGUGCUGCGGCACGGUGUGCUGACGAAGGGGUGCAGGGGGCGGUGGGCCAUUUGCUCGGGGCUGCAGGCGCCGUCGAAGCCAUAUUUGCGCUCAAAGCGCUGCACGAGAACAUCGCGCCGCCGACACUCAACUUGACGCAUGCGACCGCCGAAUUUGAUUUGAAUUACGUGCCCCUCGUCGCCCAAGUCGCGCCGAUCCGUGCCGUCCUGACCAACUCGUUUGGGUUUGGCGGCACCAACUCGAGUCUGUGCUUUGCCGCGCUCGACUAGCGCCGCCGGGUAGUUCCUCGAAUACGCGAUGAAAAAAACAAGUGGGCCGGUGCCCAUGAAUUCUCACCACAUGAUGCGCGCGACGAUGCGGGUCCGCGGAUUCCACUCGUCGACGAGAGCCAGGUUUGUUUGCGGCGACGUGUCGCCCCGCGUUAGCCCGGUGCCAUGGGUCGCUGCCUCGACGAAAUAGUCGCGGGCGGCGCGCAACCGGCCGUGCUUCCAUGCACACACGCCCAUGUUGUUUAGCACAUGGGCGUACGUUGGGUGGUCGACGUAGAGGGCCGCGUAAAUGGCACAGGCAUCGUUUGUUUGACCGAGCAGCAUGUAGCACUUGGCAACGUGAAGCUGCGCCUUCAGUCCUGUGGCACGAGUCAGCACACUCUCGACGGCAGUG
Molecule: messenger RNA, 1791 nt
Organism: Aphanomyces invadans
Lineage: Eukaryota; Oomycota; Saprolegniomycetes; Saprolegniales; Verrucalvaceae
Product: beta-ketoacyl-acyl-carrier-protein synthase II, variant
Exons: 7
Coding region: 19-1065 (348 amino acids)
Biological process (GO): fatty acid biosynthetic process
Molecular function (GO): 3-oxoacyl-[acyl-carrier-protein] synthase activity
Source: RefSeq, a predicted model, not a curated record